Aspergillus welwitschiae is the source of this 410-nucleotide messenger RNA. RefSeq lists its product as uncharacterized. Bases 63 to 218 code for a protein of 51 amino acids. The record is from RefSeq and is a predicted model, not a curated record. Lineage: Eukaryota; Fungi; Ascomycota; Eurotiomycetes; Eurotiales; Aspergillaceae. The transcript has a single exon.
UGGGUUUUUGGGCUGGUUGGUUUCGUUGGUUAAGGUUGCGGUGGAGAGGGAGAGGGCUCGGCAUGGGCAUGGGGGUAUUCAGUCUUCGUGAUGGUGGUUUUCUUUUUUUCUUUCAAUCAAAAUACCUUUCUUGUUUUUUGUUUUUUCUGUGUCUUGGGGGCUUAUUCUGGGUGUUGGUUGGGAGUCUUCUGAUCUCAGCUUUUUGUAUUGUAAUCUAGAUGUAUAGCUACGUAUACAGGUUGGUGGUGUGGCUGUCUGGAUAAGUCUGAUGAUAUUGUUUCUGUUCUAUCAUGUGUUGGUGAUUGGUAAGGAAUGAUUGAUCUGUCAGGAUGGGGUGGUAAUAUUUAAAGCACUGUAUCAAGAGAGAUGGUCAAGUAAACACUUGGUGAUUGCCACAAUAUUACCUCUAC